Molecule: messenger RNA, 3504 nt
Organism: Colletotrichum orchidophilum
Lineage: Eukaryota; Fungi; Ascomycota; Sordariomycetes; Glomerellales; Glomerellaceae
Product: SNF2 family domain-containing protein
Exons: 4
Coding region: 1-3504 (1167 amino acids)
Cellular component (GO): cytoplasm
Molecular function (GO): ATP-dependent chromatin remodeler activity; metal ion binding; ATP binding
Source: RefSeq, a predicted model, not a curated record
AUGGACGACGACCCGGCUGCCACCCAGGCCCGGGACAAGGAGGCUCUCAGGACUCUCGCCAGCGAACUUUUAGACCUCGAGGGCGAACGAGACUUUCGACAAGCUAUCGCUGAAUCUCUCGCCGACGGAAACCCACGAGACUACGAGAACGCCUUACGAGAAUACGAGUCGGCUGCGAAGACGAUUGCCAACAAGACACUUGAGAAGCAGCGUCUGGAGCAACGGAUUCGGGCGGCUAGGAACUCUGCGCGACUGUCGACCAGGGACGCUACAUUCGGAGAAGACGCAAAUAUGAGGGCGGCUCGGGACCGCUGGGGAGUCGCCCACGUCCCUUACAGAGCGACUACCGGAUCUCAGAACGCAGGUGCCUCUCAGGGGCCUUCGAGAAAUCCUCACGCCAUGCCCAACUCGGGUUCCGGCCAUGCCGGCUCGUCCUCCUGGGACCCCUUUCAAGCGCCGCCGCCCAAUUUAGGCAGCUCGGCAGGCCGUAUGAAUCCAUUCAACAACAAGAGAUCAUUCGGUACCGCCUCUGACUCUUUGGGCCAGUCCAGCCCGGGCCGGAGCAAGUCUCAGCGCACCACUGAUGUGUCUGAUGUCAUCGACCUUACUGGGGACGAUGAUGAUGUGCACACAUCUAUUUCGCGCUCAAGGCAACUGGAGGCACAGGAACGAGGCCGUAGAGCUGCCUCACUAGCACGCGCUCGCAACCAGUUUCCUCAGGCUAACCCUUAUGGCACCAGACCUGCCCCGAUCGUACGUCCGCCAGGUGCUCAUGAUAGCCUUGGUGCUGGAUUUUCCAACGGUCUACAGAAUCCGAACAACGGCUUCCUCCAGGGAUAUUCCAGCUCGAGCUCUCCUUCAAGCAUGACUUCAACCCCUGGCGGAGACUUCAGAUCCCGAAUGCCUGGUUCUUAUUUCGACGAUGAUGACUUGAACUUUGGUUUCACGCCGGCUAGCCAAAUGAUGAACCGCCAAAUACCCAAUCGUAACGGAUAUCUUUCCGCCAACAGAUCUUCUCUCAGCACGUCUGAUGUGAUCAACAGAACCAACAAUUUCAACUUCAUGGAUCUCACUAAUAACCAUGGAAACCCGCUGGAUGCUCGCGUUGUUUCUAUAAUGGAGGACAUUAACAAUGACCCUCGUAGAUCCAAAGAGGAAGUCGAGGCACUUCUACGCAAUGUGCACGCCGGCAUGGAUAUCCCAGAGGAAGAUCGAGAGGGAACCCCUGAUGCCAUGAGAUAUCCCCUUUAUGCGCACCAACGGGUUGCGUUGACUUGGAUGAUGCGACAAGAGAAGGGCACCAACAAGGGAGGUAUUUUGGCCGAUGACAUGGGCCUGGGAAAGACAAUUUCUGUCCUAUCCCUCAUGGUGUCACAAAAGUCAACCAGACCGGGAUGCAAAACCACUUUGAUUGUGGCUCCACUGUCCCUGAUUCGGCAGUGGGAGGAUGAGAUCAAGAAAAAACUCAAGACUGGCUCACCUCAUGCCUUGACUGUGUGCAUCCACCAUAGUACUCAGAAGAUCAAGGCUCAAGAGUUGAUGAAGUUCGAUGUCGUCUUGACCACAUAUGGGACACUCGUCUCGGAUAGGAAAAAAUGGUUGGCCUGGCUCAAGGACUUGAACGGACGUCCCAUGGCGACCAAGACCGAUCCUGGCCUGGCCAACUCUGUCUCCCUGUUCCAUCCAGACUACUCAAGAUUUUACCGCGUUGUUCUGGACGAAAGCCAACAGAUCAAGAACCAUAAGGCGCAGGCGGCUGAAGCGGCGUCUUAUUUGCAGAGCGACUAUCGUUGGUGCUUAUCCGGUACUCCGAUGAUGAACGGUGUCGACGAGCUCUACUCUCUUUACAGAUUCCUAAAGAUCAAGCCAUACAACGACUGGUCUAAGUUCCGCGGCGCCUUUGGAGUGCUCUUUGGGAAGAAAGGCGACCCUCAAUCCCAGGCGAUGAGAAACUUACAAGUUCUUCUCAAGGCGACUCUUUUACGCCGGACAAAAACCUCGACAAUUGAUGGAAAGCCCAUCCUGCAACUUCCCGAGAAGACCGAAGAAGUGGUUUACGCAGAAUUGGAUGAGGACGAGCGCAAGUUUUACACUGAUCUGGAGACCAAGUCACAGGUUCAGAUCAACAAGUAUCUGCGAAAGGGCACUCUAGGCAAACACUACUCUCAUGUAUUAGUGCUACUUCUCCGCCUCCGCCAGACUUGUUGUCACCCGCAUCUGCUUCUCGAAGCAGACGAUGCAGUCCCUGAAGUCGACGACGAUAUGCUCAGUCGCGUCAGGACUCUAUCUGCAGCUGUUGUCCAGCGGCUUACUGAGAAGUCCCGUGCGCUCGAGAGUGCCGACGCCAUUAACGAAGGCUUUGAGUGCCCCAUCUGCUACGACAUGAUGCCCGACCCGACUAUCCCACUGCCUUGUGGGCACGAACUCUGCGCUGGAUGUCUCAAACAGCACGUUGAUAAUGCUAGGCGUGAAAACAUUAGAAAUGGCGAAGACGAGAGCCAGGUCAAGUGCGCUGUCUGCAGAGGCACGUUGAACCCGGCGAGUGUCAUUACUUUUUCGGCAUUCAAGAAGGUCUACAUGCCGGAUGACGCUACUAGUGCAAGCUCCGACAAUGAAGAGUCUGACGGCUCCGUCUGGAGCAGCGAUGACAAUGAGGGUGAGGAUGAGGACGAGGAUGACGCUGACGCAGAUGAUGUCGAUAAGCACGGCAACCUCAAAGGUUUCGUGGUUCCCGAAGGCUACGCAAAUAUUAGUGAUGAGGAUGACGAGCUGUCAGGGUCACCGGCGCCAAAGCCCAAAGCGAGCGAGAAGACGAAGUCGAAGGGAAAGAUGAAGGCUGCGAAGCCGUCAAGCAAAGAGUCCAAGAAGAGACUGAAGAAGAUCAAGGGCAGCCAGUUGGCAACGCUUCGGAAGAACGCCAAGAAGAAUAUCGGUGCCUGGCAGGACUAUACAAAGUACCUGAGUCACCAUUGGCUUGCUUCGUCCAAGACCAGAGCUUGCGUGGACCUUCUCAAGAAGAUCCAGGAAACAGGCGAGAAGACCAUCAUUUUUUCCCAGUGGACCAUGCUUCUGGAUCUUUUACAGGUCGCGAUCAGAAAGCAAGGUCUCAACAUCAAGCAUUGCCGCUACACGGGAGAGAUGACGAUGGCACAGCGUGACGACACUGCUUUCACCUUUUCGAACGAUCCGAGCAUGAAAGUCAUGAUGGUGUCGCUGCGCGCCGGAAACGCUGGCCUCAAUCUUGUCGCGGCUUCGCAGGUAAUUAUAAUGGAUCCUUUCUGGAAUCCAUACAUUGAGAUGCAAGCUGUCGAUCGAGCUCAUCGCAUCGGCCAGCAAAAGCCUGUACAGGUGCACCGCAUCUUGACCCAACAGACGGUUGAGGAUCGUAUCGUUCAGCUUCAGGAGAAGAAGAGAGCGACCGUGGAUGCCGCCUUGGAUGAGCGUGAGGGUGCGAAGCUAGCUGGCCUCAGCUUGACUGAGCUGCGUUUCCUUUUCAACCUUUGA